GCGCUGCACGCCGGGCAGUGCCAGCCGCUCUGCUCUACGCCUCGGCUCGUGAGCGACCGCCUCUCGCCCUGGCGUUGUUUUGGUCCCGGCAGGACCCCGUAGCGGCCGGCGGCGACCGAGCUGCCGUCGUAACGCUGCUGCUGCGCAGCGCGGGCCCCGGUGCCCAGCCAACCGGCGGGCGCGGGACGCACGCUAACCGCCGGUCCGCGGCUGCGGCUCCCGCCCUCACUGCCCGUUACUAGCCGCCGGCCCCGGGAGAGCGGCGCAGCGGCUCUCCGCUGUUCUCUUUUCCUUUCCUUGCCGCCAGGACCGGAGUGAGUGUCACCCGGGGGCGCCCGCUCCACUUUCCUCCGCUGCCUCUCGGUCCUAUCAGCUGACCCUUCGCAGCUCAGUGCCGUCUUGACGUGCCCUGCGCUGCUCGUAGGCCUGCCGCAGCGGGAAAGGAGGACGUCCAUCGAGGACCCUGUCUUAAUAUUCUCUCCUUCCGCUCGGGCCACGGCAGGUGUCGGCCCUGCAGCGGCUUCUCCGCGAGCAGUGGGAGCGCCUCGGCAGCCGUGAGAGCCAGGCUGGCUCCUUGCCGCAGAGACGCAACUGCCCCAGCUGAAAUCCGUCGCUCCUACUUGUCUGCCGCUUUCGCCGUUACGUACGAAGCCUCCGUUCUCUCCAGCCUCCUACGAGCGGUGAACGUGUCGGGCUGCUUGUUCUCGCGUGUGACACGGGCGUAGUCACCCUGUGCUCGGACCUGGGGGCUGGGGAGGGUGUCGGCGUGGCGCGGGAAUACGGCGCCUCUGCCCAGAAGGGAAUCUGCCUGUUCAUUUUCAGUGCCACAGGAGGUCUCACGCCUUCUGGGCCCCGUGCUUUGGAGAGAGGUGCGGUAGUUAAACAAUCAACUACAGACACUCACAACAAGGUCAGUUCGGGCUCCUUUCCUCCUCCUCCUGCCCUGUGUGUGUGGUGGGAGCCAAUUUACCGGGAAUCAUGAUGCCCAGUAACUAAAAAGAAGCCAGCUCAGCUGAAUUUCAGAUGUGGCAAUGGCAUCUACUGUAAUCAAUUCAGUUCCUACCACUGCAUCUCGUUUUGCUUUACUGCAAGUUGAAAGUGAUACUGAUUCAGAGCAUGGAAAAGGAAGAAAUAGCCGAGGUGCCAGAAAAUUUCAGGCCUGUGGGGGAAGAUCACCUACAAAUGAGAAAAAAAAAAAGAAAAGGAGAAAAAAGAGAGAACAGCAGCAGAGUGAGGCCAAUGAGCUCAGAAACCUUGCUUUUAAAAAGAUUCCUCAGAAGUCCUCACAUGGAGGCUGUCUGUCUCAACAUGAACAAAAACUGCAUGCUGCAAUGCAGAAAGACUCUCAGGAAGAAAAUUGGCAAGCAUGGAGACAAAGGGAUGAGCAGCUGACAUCUGAAAUGUUUGAAGCUGAUCUUGAAAAAGCACUGCUGCUAAGCAAACUGGAAUAUGAAGAGCACAAAAAGGAAUAUGAAAAUGGUGAAAAUACUCCACCUCAGCCCAAGUCUGUGAGUAAGAAAGAGAAAAAGAACCAAGGAAAAGACAAACCUCUCACUGUGUCUCUGAAAGACUUUCAGUCAGACAGUAAUACAGAUAACCUUGCUAAAAAAAAUGAUGAUCUGAACUCUACCCAGCCUUCAUUGCAUGAUGGAAGAUUUUUCAACAGGCUGGAAGAUGAUGUUCACAGGAUACUUGAAGUAGAGAAAAGGAGAGUCCAGCUCACGGAUCACAGUGAUACAGAUAAUGGCACAUCUCAUGAACACAACCAGGAGAGCAUUUUGAAAGAUGGACAGACAGAACGACUAAAGCUUGAGCUUGAAAAGAAAGAUGCAGAAAUUGAGCAACUGAAAAAUACAAUAACUCAGUGGGAGGCAAAGUAUAAAGAAGUGAAAACAAGAAAUGCACAGCUUUUGAAGAUGAUGCAAGAAGGUGAAAUGAAAGACAAAGCUGAAAUACUCCUACAGGUUGAUGAAUCUCAAAUUAUCAAAAAUGAAUUGACUGUACAGGUAACUAUACUUCAUGCAGCAUUAGAGCAAGAAAGAUCCAAAGUGAAACAACUGCAGGCAGAGUUAACAAAAUAUCAGAGUGGUAAAAAAGAGAAAAGGCACUUAAAAUGUGACCAGUGCAGGUGAUCUCCUCUGCCACCAGAUUCAAAGGGGGAUUUUUUUUUUCAGAACUUUGUAUGACUUGUUGCACAACUGCUGAACUAUACAUUUUUAUUAAGAGAAAUUAACAAUUAUUAGUUUGUUUUAGUCCAAGUAAUUGAUUUGUUGCACUUUCUGCUACAGAAAAAUUAGAAAACUACUAUUUCAGCAGAGAUGAAGCUUAACUGCAAUGUUGUUGGUUUUUCAUCAUUUAAUAAAGUUUUACUUUGGAAUUUC
Messenger RNA from Pogoniulus pusillus (Red-fronted tinkerbird), 2381 nucleotides. It is a transcript of the gene GKAP1, whose product is annotated as G kinase anchoring protein 1. The transcript has 13 exons. Lineage: Eukaryota; Metazoa; Chordata; Aves; Piciformes; Lybiidae. The record is from RefSeq and is a predicted model, not a curated record. Gene Ontology annotation, cellular component: Golgi apparatus. Gene Ontology annotation, biological process: signal transduction. Bases 1032 to 2132 code for a protein of 366 amino acids.